AUGGGUUCUUACAGUUCGGAAAUCGUCCCAAAAAUUGAGGCUAUCCUAGCCAAUGCGAAGAAGCUGAAAAAUGACGAUCUUUCCGCCCGAUUAGGCUUGAUGACGCAAGUGGACCGUCUCUAUCAAGAUUUGGAAUCGCCCAUUGAGUUGUUUUUCAGACAAUGGACCGAUGUGACUGUCUACUCCUGCGUCAAUAUCGCCAUCAAGUUGGGAAUCUUCGAGAAGAUGAAAGCCAAGGACAGCAUCAGUGCUCAAGAACUCGCCGAUUUUGUGGGCGUAGAUUUGGAUGUGAUAGUGCGGGUGAUGAGAGUUCUGGUCGCGGCUGGAAUAGUCGCGUCCCCCGUCGAAGAGACGUACUCUCACACCCCCAAAUCUCUGAUCUUCGUCAGGGGUAAAGGGACUGCGGUUGGCUCCUUUGAGUUGAUCGCAUUGUACGCCAAGAGCUACCUCUCGCUCCCCGAAUACCUGAAGACGAGGCCAUCCGCGGAUCUGUAUGAUGUCUGCAAGACACCGUACGCCUACGAGUACGGCAUUGAGGGCAAGCCCUUCUACGAGGCGCUUUCCUCUGUCCCACAGCAUCUGGACAUAUUCAACCGGGCGAUGGACGAGCCCACGACCGAGUGCGGCAUCUUCCCGUGGUCAUCUCUCAAAGAGGAAGUGCAAGCCGAGCCAGACCGGGCCUUCAUCGUCGACAUCGGUGGCGGAAGUGGCAAAGUUCUCCACUUUGCCAAAGCGGAGACCGGGGAUGUCUUUGGGACUUCUGCGAGACUGAUCCUUCAGGAAAGGCCGGAUGCUCUCGCGCAGCUUGAUCCGGCGCAGCAAGCAGGCGUAGAGAUGAUGGCCUAUGACUUCCAUACGGAGCAGCCGAUCAAAGGUGCACACAUUUACCAUCUGGGUCAUAUUUUGCACAAUCAUCCGGACCAUAUCUGCCGGGAUAUCUUGAAGCGCAUCGCGGAAGCAAUGUCUCCGAAGUCCCGUCUGUUGAUCUUCGAUGCUGUCAUUCCUGCCCGGACGGAGCCUGGCAAGUACAUGAAUGGCUACUUGAUUGAUAUUGUUGGGCUGGCAACGGGUGGUAAGGAGAGAACCGAGAAGGAAACUGCAGCUUUGUUGGAUGCUGAAGGAUUGGAAUUCGUCAGGGUGUGGCAUGGUCAAGCGGGUUGGCAGGGAGUGAUCGAAGCCAGGUUGAAAAGAGGUUGA
Molecule: messenger RNA, 1197 nt
Organism: Lasiodiplodia theobromae
Lineage: Eukaryota; Fungi; Ascomycota; Dothideomycetes; Botryosphaeriales; Botryosphaeriaceae
Product: O-methyltransferase
Exons: 7
Coding region: 1-1197 (398 amino acids)
Molecular function (GO): O-methyltransferase activity
Source: RefSeq, a predicted model, not a curated record